Molecule: messenger RNA, 984 nt
Organism: Styela clava
Lineage: Eukaryota; Metazoa; Chordata; Ascidiacea; Stolidobranchia; Styelidae
Source: RefSeq, a predicted model, not a curated record
AUGUCAACAUGGGAUACAGGAGGAUUCAAAAUACAAGUAUUGGCAAUAUUCUUCAUCUAUGCUAUCGACAUAGUACAUGCAACCUCGUGCGAAGGAAUGACAUCACCAAAAUACUUGACUACGUCACGAGGCAACAUUACAUCACCGAGAUACCCUUUCGAGAUUCCAAGUAGUCAAAGAUGCGAAUGGGUUUUUCAAAAUUUCGGCACAGAUGAUAUUCUCUUAAUAAAGAUACAUGAAAUGUCUUUAGGCGAUCUAUUAUCAGUACUGUUUCUAAAUUUUGUUACAAUGCCAAAUGGAUUCGAGAUAAAGGGAGAGAGGAAAAAUGAAUGUAUAGCCUACGGAGAAAACCAAACGAUAUCAAGAUGCUCAGAAAACGUCAAAAACGCUUUGAAAUUUUGUUCAUAUCAUAAAAUAGACAAAACUAAACUUCCUCCAAAACUACGAUUCAGAUCAUCAAGUGUUCAACUGUCAAAGAAUCGUUUUUCACUCUCGUACGAAAUAUUGCAAUGCAGAGACCAUUUAAUUGAUGCUGUGACGACUGGUUCUCCACCAUUCGACUCCAAACCAUACAUCAUAAUUCCAUCUGCAUUAGCAAUAUUGAUAUUUAUAAUUGCUGGAACUAUGAUCGGAAUGUUUAUUGUAAUAAACAGGUCUAAUCAUCCGAGCCGUGAUCGUAUUCAGAGUGUCGACAAUGUAUAUGAGUCUCCAUUAUCUGAACCUAUGGAACGCGCCAACACAUACGAUAGUAUACGAGUUCCUGCUGAUUUGAACAGAGAAGACAUGGCAAGUUAUCUAUCUCAUCGACAAUUAGUUCAAUAUCCACAACAACCGGAAGAAAAAAAGGAAAGAAAGAAAAAAACGGGUACGCGAUCUAUGGCCCCAAUACCGGAAGUAGAUGGGUACAUAGAUAUUCAACCACUAACCGGUAACGCUCCACAGCCAAAUAAUGAUUAUGCUACUAUGAGACGAAGCGAUCAAUAA